Molecule: messenger RNA, 2008 nt
Organism: Neltuma alba
Lineage: Eukaryota; Viridiplantae; Streptophyta; Magnoliopsida; Fabales; Fabaceae
Product: aspartyl protease family protein 1
Exons: 10
Coding region: 301-1869 (522 amino acids)
Biological process (GO): proteolysis
Molecular function (GO): aspartic-type endopeptidase activity
Source: RefSeq, a predicted model, not a curated record
GCCAAGCCGCCGACCGUUAUCAACUGUCAAAAAAGAAGCGUUGGGGUCCACGCACGUGUUCGCGUUGAAGAUACCUGCCUACGCAACGCUAGCUUGACUCCUCACUGUUCUUCACGGUGGAGCACUUAAAAGAUCUUACGCCCGCUCACUCUCAAGAUCCCAAGAUCCUCUCUUUUUGUGCGAAAUCCUCAUACGCCAAACCCUAAUUCUCUUUAGUUGAACUUAAUUCGCGUUCUCUUCCAAGAUCUAUGGUCUCGAUUUCGGUCAUUUUGCCGUUUUGGCUCUCUCAUUGACGAAAAAAUGAUUAUAUUGGGUAGAACGAUCCUUGUCUUGCUUUCAUUUUGGAGCUUCUAUGCUUGCUGCCAUGCUCGCAUCUUCACUUUCACGAUGCACCACCGUUUCUCCGAGCCUGUCAAGAAGUGGUCGGAGACCAGCGCUGGAAAGCUCUCUCCGGAGGAUGGCUGGCCUGAGAAGGGGACUUUAGAGUACUACGCGAAGCUGGCUAAUCGCGAUCGUUUCUUCCGUGGCCGCAAACUUUCCGAUAAAGAUGACGCGGCCUUGGCAUUCUCUGAUGGCAACUCCACGUUUCAAAUCAGCUCGCUGGGAUUUCUGCAUUAUACGACUGUUCAACUGGGCACACCAGGAGUGAAGUUUAUGGUCGCUCUUGAUACAGGAAGCGACCUGUUCUGGGUACCAUGUGACUGUACCAGAUGUGCAGCAGCUGAUAGCGCUGCUCUUGCUUCAGAUUUUGACCUUAGUGUAUACAAUCCUAAUGGAUCUUCAACGAGCAAAAAGGUCACUUGUAAGAACAGUUUGUGUAUGCUCCGUAAUCAGUGCCUUGGGACUUUCAGCAACUGCCCCUAUAUGGUCUCUUAUGUCUCUGCUGAAACUUCCACAUCUGGAAUACUUGUGGAGGAUGUUCUGCAUUUGAUGAAAGAAGAUAGUCAUAAUGAGCUUGUGGAGGCAUACAUCAUAUUUGGCUGUGGACAAGUUCAAAGUGGAUCAUUCUUAGAUGUUGCCGCUCCCAAUGGUUUAUUUGGGCUUGGCAUGGAGAAAAUAUCAGUUCCUAGCAUGUUAUCCAGAGAAGGUCUUACAGCAGAUUCAUUCUCAAUGUGUUUUGGACAUGAUGGCAUUGGAAGGUUGAGUUUUGGGGACAAGGGUAGCCCUGAUCAAAAAGAGACCCCAUUUAAUUUGAACCCAUCACACCCUACCUAUAAUAUCACAGUCACUCAAGUCCAAGUAGGAAAAACUCUAAUUGACGUGGAAUUUACUGCUCUUUUUGAUUCUGGUACAUCUUUUACGUACUUGGUUGAUCCAACCUACACAAGGCUUUCUAAGAGUUUUCAUUCUCAGAUAGGAGAUAGAAGGCGUCCACCCGAUUCAAGGAUUCCUUUUGAAUUUUGUUAUGAUAUGAGUUCUGAUGCAAAUACAAACUCGACACCUAGCAUGGGUUUGACUAUGAGAGGAGGAAGUCACUUUGCCGUUUAUGAUCCAAUAAUCGUUAUCUCUACUCAGAGUGAGCUUGUAUAUUGCCUAGCAGUUGUCAAGAGUACUGAACUAAAUAUAAUCGGGCAAAACUUCAUGACGGGCUACCGAGUUGUAUUUGACCGAGAAAAGCUCAUAUUGGGCUGGAAGAAAUUUAAUUGUUAUGACGUUGAAGAUGAAGUUCCAGCGAAGCCACACUCAAAUAAUGUGCCUCCUGCUGUAGCGGCAGGGCUUGGCAACCACUCUGCGCCAAAAUCAACCACAAAGACCCGAACCCAUUCUCAGUGGUCAAGGGCAUCGUCAUCACCUUCGCACUACACUCGUACCUCACUUCUGACUUGCUUUGGAUUUCUUACUUUUUUUUUUUGGUUACAUAUUCUGUGAUCAUUCAUUUGUUUGAUCCAUUUGAGGUUCACGGUAAAUUUGUAAAAAUCAUUAGUUCAAUGCACCAACUACUUAAAUAACAGAGUAAGGUUAGUUUGCAUUGUAGUGUCCCCCUUAUGACCAUUCAUCGGUUUGAUCC